Messenger RNA from Acipenser ruthenus (sterlet), 1229 nucleotides. RefSeq lists its product as uncharacterized. The transcript has 3 exons. NCBI's taxonomy places the organism in Eukaryota, Metazoa, Chordata, Actinopteri, Acipenseriformes, Acipenseridae. Bases 146 to 1045 code for a protein of 299 amino acids. The record is from RefSeq and is a predicted model, not a curated record.
UGCACGCUCUUCCCAGCAGAACUUUGGAGUUCGGAAUUUGCGUUACCCGACAGAAAAUUGUAGUGGGACGAUUUUAAGUUGCGGCCGGAAGAGCUUUGGUCAAACUGCAGCUGCUGUGUAAUUUUUGGUUACACAAUUAAAGGAUAUGUCGGGACUGUCCGAAAUGGAGAAAGAGGGCUGUAAAGAGAUACUAAACUCUCUGUCGAACACGGAGUUGUUCGCUCUGAAAGAUACCGUGACAAAUAGGAUGAUUACAGUCGAGAGUGUGAAAGAAGCAGUGCAGGCCAUCAUAAGUUACAGUCAGUGUGCAGAGGAAUUGUUGAAACGCAAGAAGGUGCACAGAGAGGUCAUUUACACAUACCUGACAAACCAAGGAGUCGUCAUUCCUGCAAAUGCGGAAAAGCACGUGCUUGUUAAGAAGGCACUGGAGUACUGGAAGACCCCGAAGCCCAGCGUGGAGGUGAGAAAACCAGCGGCAGAAGUUAAAACAGACAAUGAAGUACACAAAGAGGGAGGGAACUCCAAGGGCUGCGAUUACCAGGUUUUAGGGGAGGAGUUUUGCAAGUGGUUCUAUCAGAUCCUCAACUCCCAGAAUCCUUCACUGGGGCUGGUGCCACAAGAGUGGGGCCCCCAGCACUUUUGGGAGGACGCCAAACUCAAGUUCUGCUACAGCACCUCAGAGCAGCAGUUUGAGGAGUACCAGGGGGCAGAGCUGGUCAGCCUGCGCCUUCUUGCACUUGUAAGAGACGAACUGCUCUUCCUUAACCCCAACCUGGAUGCAAACGGGCUGAAAUGUGUGUCCUCUCCCCACGGACUGGUGGUGGUGGCGGUAGCUGGAACCAUUCACAGGAACACUGCCUGCUUGGGCAUUUUUGAACAAGUCUUUGGUCUUAUCCGCGCUGCGAUUGGAAACAGCAGCUGGAAAAUAAAGUUUGUGAACUUAAAUAUCACAGGGCAAAAUGCUGUGGAAGAUGGGGAGGCUAAGCACCAGCCACUGCCUACAUUAACAUACCAGUCCAGCGAACUACAGGUCUUCUAUGGAUGACCAUGUCCACAGUUCCCCUCUCCCCAAAGAAUGGCUGCCAAAAUAUAUUGGCCAUAUAUUGCAAGAUAGGGGGAAGUUAAAUGUUAUAUACUGUUCAUGCAGGCUUUGUUUAAAGGCAUUACUCAUUUAUGUUACAGAGUAGAAGUUAUGAAAUAAAACUUGUGCAUGCGUUUUGGAUCUUUCA